GGAUUCGGUAGAUCUAUAAGCACGAGCUGACAGGAAGUCAACAGAAAGAUGUUUUCAAAUGAUCGCCCCAGGAUUGCCUCUGAAACGGAGUUUUUCUUCGUUUUUUAAAGUCAAUGGAUGACCACGGUUGUAAAUUAUAGCCAAAGCAAACAACACCAGCAACCAAAAAAAAAAAAAAAAAAAAAAAACAGCACCUAACACCAUACAGCACUAUGGACGAUUGAGCUGCCUGUCUGGUUCGGAAUUUUACUUAGUGUAGCUAUUCAUCAUUAAUAGUCGAAAUGGAGCUAUUUCAAGCCAAAGAUCAUUACAUUCUACAGAGCGGAGAGCACGCACUCUGGUGCAGCAGAAAAGAUGGGACAAUGGAAGUCAGACCUGCCACGGACCUGUUGCUGGCAUGGAACCCCAUCUGCCUAGGACUGGUGGAGGGUAUUAUAGGGAAGAUCCAGCUUCACACUGAUCUUCCUCUAGACCUGAUCAUGAUCAGACAGAAAGCACUGGUUGGCAAGCUGCCAGGCGACCACAGUGUCUACAAGAUAACCAAGAUAGCAGUCAUACCUCUCUCAGAAGAUGAACCACAGGAACUGGAGCUGGAGCUGUGUAAAAAGCAUCACUUUGGGAUCAACAAACCCGAGAAGAUCUCCCAGUCCCCCGAUGAGUCCAAGUUCUUGCUGAAGACUCUCAGCCAGAUCAAGUCCAACGUCGCUGUGCCCAUGAAGAAAAAGGUAAAGGAAAAUAAGGAGAAGGAGAGAUUGGAGAGGCGACUCCUGGAUGAAUUGUUCAAGAUAUUCAUGGACUCAGACUCCUUCUACUACAGUAUGACGUACGACCUCACGAACACAGUGCAGAGGCAGGGGAACACAGCAAAGACCAACCUGCCACUUUGGCAACGGGUAAGGACAAGGUUCUUCUGGAACAAGCACAUGAUCCAGGAGCUUAUUGACCUGCAGGUUGAGCUGUUAGACUAUUGGGUGAUCCCUAUCAUCCAGGGCUUUGUUCAAGUGGAGGAGUUGGUGGUGAACUAUGCUGAAGGCUCGGACGAGGAGAAGAGCAGCCCGGACACGCCCAUGCAGGAGCUCACCUGUGUGGAUGACAUUCACCCUCGCUUCACUGUGGCCCUCAUUUCACGGCGGAGCCGGCACCGUGCAGGGAUGCGGUACAAGCGCAGAGGGGUGGAUAAGAAUGGCAACGUGGCAAACUAUGUGGAGACAGAGCAGCUGAUCCACGUGCACAGCCACACUCUCUCCUUUGUCCAGACACGGGGCUCCAUCCCUGUCUUCUGGAGUCAGGCUGGCUACCGCUACAACCCACGCCCCCGCCUUGAGAAAGGGGAGAAAGACACAGUCCCUUAUUUUUCUGCGCACUUUGAAGAACAGUUAAAGAUAUACAAGAAGCAGGUUAUCAUUAACUUAGUUGAUCAGACUGGGAGAGAGAAGCUGAUUGGUGAUGCGUAUCUCAAACAAGUGCUACUCUUCAACAAUCCCAACCUGACCUAUGUGUCCUUUGACUUCCAUGAGCACUGUCGAGGGAUGAAGUUUGAGAAUGUACAGACCCUCACUGAUGCCAUCAGUGACAUCAUUACAGACAUGCGCUGGGGCUGGGUGGACCAAGCUGGGGUGAUCUGCCAACAGGAGGGCAUUUUCCGGGUAAACUGCAUGGACUGCCUUGACAGAACCAAUGUGGUCCAAGCUGCCAUCGCCCGUGUUGUCAUGGAGCACCAGCUGAAGAAGCUUGGCGUGAUGCCACCUGAGCAGCCUCUUCCCCUGAAGUGCUACAGGAUAUACCAGAUCAUGUGGGCCAACAACGGAGACACCAUCAGCCGCCAGUAUGCUGGCACAGCUGCCCUAAAGGGGGAUUUCACCAGGACGGGAGAGAGAAAACUAGCGGGUGUGAUGAAAGACGGCGUGAACUCAGCCAACCGUUACUAUCUGAACCGCUUCCGGGAUACAUACAGGCAAGCUGUCAUUGAUCUGAUGAUGGGCAUCCCAGUGACAGAGGAUCUGUACUCCAUCUUCAGCAAAGAGAAGGAGCAUGAGGAGAAGGAGCGGGAGAGCCAGAGGGGCCAGCAGGAGCAGGUCAACCUCCUCCUGCAGACCUACAUGCAGCUGCUGCUGCCCGACGAUGAGAAGUUCCACGGGGGCUGGGCCCUCGUCAACUGUGACCCCAGCCUGAUCGAUGCCACCCAUAAGGACGUGGACGUGCUCCUGCUGCUGUCAAACAGCGCUUAUUACGUGGCCUACUAUGAUGAUGAAGCUGAUAAAGUCAACCAAUAUCAGAGACUUGGCCUUGAGGGUUUGGAAAAGAUUGAAAUAGGCCCUGAGCCCACACUUUUUGGCAAGCCCAAGUUCUGCUGUAUGCGACUGCACUAUAGAAAUGGGGAAACGAGUGGCUACUUCCAUACCCUGAGAGCAGCCACACGGAACCCAGAGGAUGAUGGGAAAGAUACUCUGCAGUGUAUUGCUGAAAUGCUUCGCAUUGGAAAGCAGGCCAUGGGCCUCGACCUGCCGGUGAUAGAGAAGAAGCUAGAGAGGAGGCACAGCAAACCUCAUGAGGACAUUUUAGGCAUUCGAUCUAAGAACCAGGACCAGGUGCUGGGCAGCUCAGGCCUUGCUCAAGGCCGAAACUUCCUCAUGAACAAAUUUUCAUCCCUCAACCAAAAGGUGAAGCAAACCAAAUCCUCCGUCAACAUCGGCAACUUCAAGCCACUGGGCAAGCUUGGGAACUUCUCCAAGCCAGACAUGACAGUAAACUUCCUGAAGCCAAACAUGAAGGUCACAUUGUGGAAGUCUGACAGCAGCCUGGAGACCACCGAUGCCAACCCGGGCUCAGGGGCCCUGAAGGACCUGUCAGACCCGUCGGACCUAGAGAUCUCCUCAGACUCUGACUCAUGCCACUCGGACGAGCAGCCGCACUCAGCCUCCCUGGAGAAUGUGGACUACGUGCUCCCCAGCUGCGGCAUUGUGGCCUCGGCACCGCGCCUCGGCAGCCGAUCACAGUCCAUCAGCAGUGUGGAGCUGGUCAUCCCCUCUGUCAUCCGCGUCACUGCCUGCGACAGCAAGCAGGAGGCCCUGGCGCAAGCUGCCCUCGACGACCAGUCCCCAGAGCUUGCUGCGGAGGCUGAGGAGGGCCUCUUGGCAAACUUCGGAACUCCCAUCGAUGCCUACUGCCAGCAGUUUGUCCAGGAUGCCCAGACCAAGUGCGGUGUGCCGGUGGAGGAGGUCGUUGUCGUGGCUAAGCUGAACCCCCUGGCAUCCGCUGCUGUUGGCACGGCCACCCUCAGUGCUGAGGCAUGGCAGGAGCCAGCAGAGUCGCAGCUCCCCAGACCAUCCCAGCUGGACGUGCAAGCACCCAGCACUGGCACCAACCUCCUCACCAUCCAGGGCCCGACCUCCGCCGCCUCCUGCUCCUCACAGAAGAGCCUGGCCUCUCAGGGGGAAGCAAGCGGGGACCCCUCCCCAGCUGACGGGAGCCGCACGGUCUCGCCUUUCGCCAAGAUCAGAAGUUCCAUGGUGCAGGUGGCCAGCAUGACACAGGCUGGACUGACUCAAGGGAUCAACUUUGCGGUGGCAAAGGUACAAAAGAGCCCUGACCCAGAGACAGUCAAUGAAAUGCAACAGAAUGAACUAAAAGCCAUGUUUACACAGUGCCAGACCAGGAUCAUCCAGAUCUAGUGAACCCAGCUGGCUCGUUGAGGAUUCCUCAUUGUAUUCUAUUAGGCAACAGUAGAAAUAAGCUUGCACAAGAGACAUACAGGCACAACCUGUAGCUAAAAAUCCAGCUCGAAAAUUCCCAGUAUGUUGACCAAUGUUUACAGCCAGUGUUGUGUGGUUGACCCAGUUCAAAGUGACUGUGCUCAGUACCCCACUGAAAUUCCAUCUGUUGAUUUGUGAUAUAUUCCAUUGGUGUUGCAUUGGUGUAGAAACAGAGGCAGAUCAAAGCAGGCCAGUUCAACUGCAUGCUUAUGAACAGUGGGGUUUGGCUUUGAAUUUGUCCUGUGACUUUGAUGUCUCCUCAAAUAUUUGUAGAACCAUUACAAAAUGAGAAGUGGGGAACACCAACCAGAAUCUUUCCUGCUUUCCUUUAGUGUCUCAGUAGUGUACUUUACCUAAUUUGCUCUGUUCUAAGACAAAAAGGACAAACUUAAAACAUAACUUAAAAUAGAAAAAUUAAAUGUUGAUGCCAUGCAUAUUAUUACAACAAAAGAGUGGGUCAUUCCAAGUGAAAUAAAAUGGCAAUUAUCCUCUACUUUAAUUUAAAAUAAAUUACUUAUUAACUUCAUGAGAGAUGGUACAAUUGGAACAAUUUGUACACUACAUAGAAGAUAAUUUGUUUAUAGAAGUCAUGACCUAGCUUUGACAGAGAACAGCUGCCGCCUGCACUGCAUUGAUCGAAUCCAACUUGAUGGACUUAGCAUAUGAAACUUAAAUACGUUUUCCCGUCUGGGUCAUCCAAACGAUUUGAACUUUAGGUUGAAUUCUUAAGAAUGUUUUAGUGCUUUGUAGCUUAAUUUUAAUAGGAUCUUAAUCAAGUGUCUCCCAAAGUUUCAUUCAUAGUAGGAAAUAGACCAUAUGCAAGUGCACUGGCUUGUGGAAAUAAACUAUAUGAUGUUCUAAAUGCACUCUGAAAUCUUCAUUCUAAGCCUUAACAUAAGAUAAUUUGAUAUCAUACGUAGUCAUAUUUCAAGGGUAUUAUCUAAGAUGGUGUCUAAGGUGGUAGCCCCAGAGGAAAUAUGUACAGGUACCAUGUAAAGUGAUUUAUUCUGUAAGCUUCAAUGACAGAGUGGGUGAGGCGGAUGCCUGUGGCAGAUGGCAUGGGCAGGGAGCUGUCUUGUACAGCGUUGUAGAGAUCUCAGCCUCUUAGUGUUUCUGUAGCAAUGUACUGACUCUUAAUAUCAAGUGCUAAACCACCUGAUGUUAACAUCCUCAUAUCAUGCUGACAUUUUCAGGUGUCACCAGCGAGGUAUUCGGAAGGCUUUUCAAUGUCCCUAGCUGUUUUUUUUUUAAAUUAUUCUUUAGUAGAGGCAGGAUUCUAAGCUGUAUUUGGGUGCACACUGAACAGUUACUCUUUUCAGUCUUGAAGGAUUUAAACCAUUCCCAGCUGAAUAAGGUACAUACUGACAGUGCAAGGAAAAGCAGUGCUUUCAAGUGCAUAUUCUGUUUCAUGGAAUGUAUGGGUUUUAUCUUUUGAGUCUUUGUUUUAUUUGUUACUUUUCAGUCCCAUGUUAGAUUUCUGUUUUUAUUCGGUUUCUUUCAGUGUGCUGGGAGAAAGGCUAUUCGUGCCAAGCAUCAUCCUUAAUCCUUAAGUGAUUUGCUGGCAGAUGCUGCUUGAAUGGGUAUAUAGGUGCAACUAAAAUUCACAACAGGGGCAAAUUCUUUCCACCGAGCAAGACAAUAUUUAAUAUGUAUAUUAUAUAUAGUAAUGUGUGUCCCCCCUUUUCCGUAAUAAACUGCUCUGGAUACAAAUACCUUACAUUAGAAAAUAGUGAGGCCUCACAGUGUAAUAGUUGCAGUUUAUAUGCACAUUCUCUGUCCUUCCUGUUUGUGUGGUUGUUGGUCAUGUCUCUCAUGGCAAAACACUGACAAAUAAUGUUUGCCUCUUGUACUAAAACUACUAUUGCUUAUUAAAAUAUCUUAUUUAUUCUCAUUUUAUCGCUGUGUUGUUUCAUCUUGGAGUGUCCAAUGAUUGUGGCAACUAAGUAGGAGUAACAGUAAUGUACUGUAAAUGAAUAUAUGUGAUGUUUAUGGGAUAUUUUAUGUAUUGCUGGUUAUUCCACUGAACAGUCAAAGCUGCCCUAACAACUCUCUCUCUGAACACUGAAAACACAGUAUCAUCACAUUAUCAUCCUGACCUUCUGCUGACAACAAAAACUCAGGAAAUGGAUUUGGGAUAACUUUAUAAAAGCUGAAGACAAACUUUAUGUA
This is a messenger RNA of Megalops cyprinoides (Indo-Pacific tarpon), 5921 nucleotides long. RefSeq names its product inositol polyphosphate-5-phosphatase F (gene inpp5f). Gene Ontology annotation, cellular component: clathrin-coated endocytic vesicle; early endosome. NCBI's taxonomy places the organism in Eukaryota, Metazoa, Chordata, Actinopteri, Elopiformes, Megalopidae. Gene Ontology annotation, biological process: regulation of endocytic recycling; phosphatidylinositol dephosphorylation. Gene Ontology annotation, molecular function: phosphatidylinositol-4-phosphate phosphatase activity. The transcript has 20 exons. The coding region runs from base 282 to 3671 and encodes 1129 amino acids. The record is from RefSeq and is a predicted model, not a curated record.